CUAGGAAACCACACUACGACAUAUGGGGCAAUACUGUCAAUGUGGCGUCUCGAAUGGAAAGCACCGGAAAGGCUGGCUGCAUACAGGUGACCGAAGAAACAUGUGAGAUCCUGCAAAAGUUUGGCUACUAUUUCGAACAACGCGGUCUGGUGGCUGUAAAGGGCAAAGGGCAGCUGAUGACUUACUACCUACAAGGCAAACAUGACGAACCCCCUCCGCAAACAGAAUGUCCAACGAUUGAUGAAACAACGGAGGCAAAUGCCAGCGACGCGCUGCUGGCCAACGGAAACGCGUCCGCGGCGCCGCAGGCUCUUGACGAGGGAGAUGUCCAGAGACCGUUACUGCCUUAAAUUUAAACACAACCUAUAGGCAUGACCCCCAAAUACCCAAACGAUACUUAAUUUUAUAUACUCUCAAUACACAUCAUAAUAACACGAGUCAUAUUAAGUGUUACAUUAAAUAAUGUUGCAUUAUUCGGACAUUACUACUGAAUAUACUGAAACACUACACAACUAUAAAAGUUUUCUUUUAAUAAACUAUGUUCAAGCACGUUAAUAAGUAAGUAACGUUUGAGUAUUCCAUUGCACAUUAUUACAAUUGCACUUCCUCACUGGUUAUAGGCGCAAACCAAAACCUAAUUGUAUCUAUGACUACAAAACUUAAUUAAUGAUGUAAUUAUUUGUCUGAUAACAAUUGGUAAUAAUUGAUUUUGAAUUCCAAAUAUAUUGUAUUGAAAAAGUAUUAAAUGACAACAAAAUGUUUGGAACAGGCUUCACUUAAUACUAAGCAAAAUACAUAUACUACUCAGAGUUACUUACAACUUAAUACAGACUAUAUACCCUUAAUCCCCUUCCCUCUCCUUAUACGCUUAUGAAUCACGCAAACGAAGCGCAAUGUAUAUUUAAAGAAAACAAUCCAAUAAAAUUGGCUUUUCUUGUGUAUGGAAUAACAUACGACUUAUUUUUAGAGAGUAAACAUAAGAAGAAAGCAUAAUAUUAUCAUGUGAAAAAUACAUUCAAACAAAAUAUAUCAUAAGAAAAACAUAAAACUAUUUGCAUAAAUUUCAACUUUGAAGUACAUUGGCUUUACUUCUUCUGUUCUAUACUUUCUUCUAUUGUACACAAAUAAAUACCUACACAUCAAAUAAU
Zerene cesonia (dogface butterfly) is the source of this 1148-nucleotide messenger RNA. RefSeq names its product adenylate cyclase type 1-like. Gene Ontology annotation, biological process: cAMP biosynthetic process; adenylate cyclase-activating G protein-coupled receptor signaling pathway; intracellular signal transduction. Lineage: Eukaryota; Metazoa; Arthropoda; Insecta; Lepidoptera; Pieridae. The transcript is spliced from 3 exons. The record is from RefSeq and is a predicted model, not a curated record. The coding region runs from base 54 to 350 and encodes 98 amino acids. Gene Ontology annotation, molecular function: adenylate cyclase activity.